AUGGACAAUUCCUCCAGCUCUAGUGAUCUAGCCAUGGAAACUUUUAAAUUGGGAAACAAUUUCUUUCCAAACAUGGUUUAUGGGUGUUCGAAAAACAACAUUGGUGAGUACUAUGACACCAUUGCUGGCAUUGCUGGGUUCGGACCUGGGCCUCACUCAUUAAUAAGUCAGCUUAGCGAUAUGGUUGGUGGUAAAUUCGCCUACUGCCUAGUUCAUUAUACGAAAAUAUAUACAAGAAGCAAGAUCAGCUUCGGGGCUAGCGCAGUCGUGUCUGGACGCAGCACCCCGUUGGUAUCUGAAUAUAUCACAUUGGAAGGGAUUAGUGUCGAGAAUAUGGAAUUUCCCGUCAUGGUUGGUCAUGAGAAAACCUAUACGAGAAUUCCUUGUAGGAGUCAAGCCAUAUUAGAUACCGGCGCUUUACUGUCUUAUUUGCCGACGGAUUUAUACCAACAGUUGGAGAAUGCACUAAUCAGCGUGAUUAAACUUGUACCAAUUAAAUAUGGCAUUUUCAAACAUUGUUACAAACUCUAUCCAAAUUUUCCUACUCUCAUUUUACAUUUUUCAAGAGGUGCUGAAUUAGUUUUGACAAAGAGAAAUACAAUUAUUAACGAUAACGGCUUAUGGUGCCUAGUGAUUAAGCCAACCAUUAAUGAUGAAACUAUAAUUGGGAGUUUGUUGCAAAUGGAUUAUAUGAUUGGAUAUGAUCGUAAGAAUGGGAGUGUUUCUUUUAGGGCAGUGAAUUGUUCAAAUCAUACUCAAAUUUAG
Impatiens glandulifera is the source of this 765-nucleotide messenger RNA. Its product is annotated as aspartic proteinase CDR1-like. Gene Ontology annotation, cellular component: extracellular region. The coding region runs from base 1 to 765 and encodes 254 amino acids. The transcript has a single exon. NCBI's taxonomy places the organism in Eukaryota, Viridiplantae, Streptophyta, Magnoliopsida, Ericales, Balsaminaceae. The record is from RefSeq and is a predicted model, not a curated record.